AUGGAGAAAGGAAAAGAAAAUCACACAGCUCACUGUUUAAUCUUGCCAUAUCCAAACCAGGGACAUAUAAAUCCUAUGCUCCAAUUCGCCAAACGCUUAAGGCAUAAACACGUAAAAAUCACUUUAGCCGUAACAAAAUUCUUGAGCAAAACCGUGCAAGAAUUUUCAGGUUCCUCCAAUAUUUCCCUGGAAACAAUCUCUGAUGGAUUUGAUGAAGGAGGGAGGGCUGAGGCUGAGAGUUCAGAAGCAUACCGGGCUCGGUUUCGUCAGGUCGGAACAGAAACUUUAUCAGAACUCGUAGAGAAGCACAGAAUAGAUUGUGCUGUAGAUUGUAUAAUUUAUGAUCCGUUUCUUUCAUGGGGUCUUGAUGUAGCCAAGAAAUUUGGAUUAGUUUCUGCUGCUUUUUUCACUCAAUCUUGUGCUGUGGACAAUAUAUAUUACCAUGUGUGUAAAAAGGAGUUGAAACUUCCUCUUUCAGAGACUAAAAAUAUAGUGAUUCCUGGAUUACCAGUGCUGGAACCUUCAGAUUUACCUUCUUUUGUUUAUGUUCAUGGAUCAUACCCUUCAACUUUUGAAAUGAUUCUGAAUCAGUUUCAGUAUCUGGAGAAAGCAGACUGGAUUCUUGUUAAUACUUUUCACAAGUUGGAAGAAGAGGUGAUUAAUUGUAUGGCGAAGUGUUUACCAGUGAAGGCAAUUGGCCCAACCGUACCUUCAAUGUAUUUGGACAAGAGGCUUCAAGAUGACAAAGAGUACGGUCUUAGUAUCUUCAAGCCUAUCACUGAUGUCUGCAUGAAAUGGCUUAAUGAACGAGCAAAUAGAUCGGUUGUUUAUGUUUCGUUUGGAAGUUUGGCUCAAUUAGGAGCCGAUCAAAUGGAAGAAGUGGCACAGGGCUUAAAAACGAGCGACAAGUUCUUCUUGUGGGUGGUUAGAUCAUCCGAAGAAGCUAAGCUUCCCAAGAAAUUUUUAGAGGAGACGUCCAAGAAAGGACUAAUCGUGCCAUGGUGUCCACAGUUGGAAGUUUUUGCACACAAGGCGAUAGGGUGCUUCAUCACACAUUGUGGUUGGAAUUCUACAUUGGAGGCAUUGAGUUUGGGAGUUCCUAUGGUGGCAAUGCCUCAAUGGACUGACCAAAGCACAAAUGCGAAGUUUGUUGAGAAUGUUUGGAAAGUGGGAAUCAAGGCUAGACAAAAUGAGAAAGGUAUAGUCGAGCAAACGGAGAUUGUUGGUUGCAUAAAGAAUGUCAUGGAGGGAGACAGCGCCGAAGAGAUCAGAAAAAACUUAAAAAAAUGGAAGGAAUUCGCUAUAGAGGCAGUUGAUGAGGGAGGGAGUUCAGAUAACAACAUAAUAGAAUUUGUUUCUUCACUGAUUAAUCCUCCCGCAAAGAUAAUUUGA
Messenger RNA from Fraxinus pennsylvanica, 1392 nucleotides. NCBI's taxonomy places the organism in Eukaryota, Viridiplantae, Streptophyta, Magnoliopsida, Lamiales, Oleaceae. The record is from the annotation of a GenBank genome assembly.